AUGAAGCUGUCCGGGCUCUUCGGCCUCCCGGCACUCCUCGCCGCAGCGCUCCUAGCGCCCGCGAGCCUCGUCGGCGCCGAGCACACCAGCAACUGGGCGGUGCUGGUGUGCACGUCGCGCUUCUGGUUCAACUACCGCCACUUGGCGAACGUCCUAUCCAUCUACCGCACCGUAAAGCGGCUCGGCAUCCCCGAUUCCCAGAUCAUCCUCAUGCUCCCCGACGACAUGGCCUGCAACCCGCGCAAUGCGUUCCCGGGCACGGUUUACUCCAACGCCGACCGCGCGGUCGACUUGUAUGGUGACAAUAUUGAGGUGGACUACCGCGGGUAUGAGGUGACGGUGGAGAACUUCAUUCGGCUGCUGACCGACCGGGUUGGGGAUGAGAUGCCGCGUAGCAAGCGGUUGUUGACGGAUGACCGGAGCAAUAUCUUGGUGUACAUGACGGGGCAUGGGGGGAAUGAGUUUCUCAAGUUUCAGGAUGCGGAGGAGAUUGGCGCGUUCGACUUGGCGGACGCGUUUGAGCAGAUGUGGGAGAAGAAACGAUACAACGAAAUCCUCUUCAUGAUCGACACCUGCCAAGCCAACACCAUGUACAGCAAGCUCUACUCCCCCAACAUCAUCGCGACCGGCUCCUCCGAACUCGACCAGUCCUCCUACUCCCACCACGCCGACAGCGACAUCGGCGUAGCCGUCAUCGACCGGUACACCUACUACAACCUCGAGUUUCUCGAGACCGAAGUGCGCGACACCAGCAGCAAGAAAACAGUCGGCGACCUCUUCGACGGGUAUACCUACGAGAAGAUCCACUCUAACGCGGGUGUCCGCUACGACCUGUUCCCCGGCGGCGCCGAGGCUGCGCGCAAACGGCUGGUCACGGAUUUCUUUGGUAAUGUGCAGAAUGUGGAGGUGGACGGGGCUAAGAACACUACUGUGUUGGACGAGGAAUUGUUGGCGCUUAGCCGGACGAUUGCGGCGUUGAAUCGGAAGGCGGACGAGGAGGAGUCGGGGUCGAAGGAGAACAUUACGGCGGCAGCGACGGGAGAGACGAAAGGGGCUAAGCAGCAUCGGGUGCAGUUUACCAAACCGUUGUCGGAUGAUAAUUGGUGGACUAAGAAGAUCUUGGGCGCUGCUGCUCUCCUCCCCCUCCGCGAAAUCACCCUCAACGCCCGCCCCCUCGCCAAACGCGCCAUCCAAUUCUCCUGCGACGGCGACCUCGCCAUCAGCGCAGACGACUCCGUGCAUGUCUUUGUGCCCGAAUUUCCUGACUUUUCCAGGCAGCGGGAUAAGUUGCGGGCGUUAGCUGAGCAUGGCCAAAAUGGCCAGUUAGGUGAUGCUAUGAGGAAUGGUGAGGAUGAUGGUCCGCCUGGGGAGGAAGGGGAGGGGGAAGGGGGAGGUGGAGGUGGACAGAGGGGGUAUAACCAUACGGUUCUGCGGGCGCAGUACUCGGAGGGUGGGAGGCAUAUGCCGGUGUCGUUUCCGCCGUUGGAUCCGAGGGUGAAUAGGGAGUUAUUUUUGGCGAUGGGGUUGGAGUUUCCGUAUGAUGGGGUUGUGGUUGUGGAGGAGGAGGGGGAAGAUGAUGAAAAUAAGGAAGAUGGUGAAGGUGCUGAAAAGAAUGAUGAUGGCGAGGGUGACGAGGGGGAAGAGGAGGAGGAGGAUGAUGAUGAGGACGAUGACGAUUCCGGCUCAGAUGGCUCAUUUGGGUCCUAUGACUCCGACGAAGACGAAGACGAAGAAGAUGACCCCGGUUCAGAAGACGAUAACUCAUCCCACUCCUCCUCCUCCGGCCCCCCCAACACCACCCACGCCUCCAACUCCAACCGCCCCUACGGCGCCGGCUACGGCCCCAUCACGGGCGUCGGCAGCAGCAUGAACCAAGUCAUCACCCUACGCUGGUCCCCCUCCGGCCUCGGCGUCCACCGCCGGCCCAUCCUCGCCGUACUCACGGGCGCGGGGACCCUAACUGUCCUCGGCGACGGCGGGGAAUCGGCCAACAUCCUGUCGCGUGCAAACGAAGGGAUGUUACAGAGGCGGGAGUUGAAUUCGUGGAUGGUGCUGUGGGGGGUUGGGGAACGGUUGGUUUUGCCGGGCCAGCAGACGGAGGUGAGUGAGUAUUUGAGGGGAUUUGCGUGGGCGAUGGGAACGGAGCAGCAGCAGACUGCUGGGCAGGCGUUGCUGGCGACGGUGAAUGAUGUCGGGGAGGUGGCGGUGAUUAGUGUGCAGUGUGUGUUGGUGCCGGAGGAUGAGGAGGGCGAGGGGGAGGAGGAUUUGGGUGGGUUUCGGACGCAGCCCGGGGAGAGUGCGGUUUGGUUGGUGAAGGAGGUUGCGAGGUUUAAGGCGGAGGGGCCUCAUAAACCUAUUGAUAUUUGGACCCAUGGUUCGGUCUCCUCAUGUCGUGGGCUGCUCUCAACUGGGUUUGAGCUGAAAAACUUUGAGGUUGCCAUGGCCGGGGGUCCGGUCUACAAAGUCCAGCAGCAUAGCGCGUGGGAUUGUCAGACGGUGUAUCCGCGAGAUAGCGGGGUGGCCUCGCAGAAUCCCAUCGUCGAUCUCGUCAUCCACCCUCCCAACCUCGCUAACCCAUCUCCUACACCCCUCUACACGCUCAUCCGCAUGUCCGCCACAGCCACAACCCCCGACUGGUACCAAACCAACGUCCCCCCAACCAGCCCCGAAGACCCCCGCCCCCAAUGGGUGCGCACCAUCGCCCAGAAACUCGACGUCCAAGUCCCCGUCGACAUGCACCUAACGCGCAACUACGACGAAAGCGGCUCCGACGGUUCCGGCUCCGACGCCGACGAUGUAGACGACGACGACGGCGAUGACGAUGGCGACAUGAUGGGUCUAGACGGUAACCUCGACUCCGACGACGACGAAAAUGAAGAAGAAAGAUUCGACGGGUUCGCCGAGCCCACAGUCCUGGACGUCCCCGAGAUCCACCCACACCGCUACCGUCUGCAUGGCCUGACUCUUUCCCCGGGGGGUGGUGUGGCCGCGGCGUUGGUGAGUAACCAUAGCACGCAGCGGCCGGAGAGAGGGGGGUGGCAUACCGUGCGGUCGAACGUGUUGUUUGGACAUAAACCGCGGCGUCUUCAACAAGUGCACGCUCAUAACGAGGAGGAGCCUGAUGACUCCAGCUUCCCCAUUGACCCGCAGUUCAUGGCCAUGACAAACAGUCAUACGACAGCAGAAAAUAACCCCCCAUCCUACUACGACCGCCUAACAACCGAAGCCAAACUCUUCGAGUCCCUCUACGGCGGCGGUCCCGACGUUCCCGGAAUCCACUAUCCAGCUACCAUGAGCCACCCAAAUACCGGACGGGAGAAUUCUGAAAAUUACAACGAUCUUCCCACCCUCUUCGCCCACGCCCUCUCAACCCAAAACUGCGACCUCUGCCACGCACCCAUGGACCAGCGUCGCCAAGGCGGUUCCCUAAGCGGAUGCCGCAACGGACACUUUUUCGGGACGUGUGCGACAUCCGGGUUGGCGGUGCAGACACCGGGGGCUACGCGGAGUUGUGGGGCGUGUGGGCUGAGGACUAUGAGGGCGGAGGUUUUGGUUGGGAAGAUUUUGGGUCUUGAAGGGGAGAAACAGGGGGAGGAGGGAGAAGGGAGAAGGGAAGAGGUGAGGAGGUUGAUUGGGGAGGGGGUUUGUGGUGCGUGUGGGGGGAAGUUUUUGAGUUAG
Molecule: messenger RNA, 3678 nt
Organism: Dichotomopilus funicola
Lineage: Eukaryota; Fungi; Ascomycota; Sordariomycetes; Sordariales; Chaetomiaceae
Exons: 5
Coding region: 1-3678 (1225 amino acids)
Biological process (GO): proteolysis; attachment of GPI anchor to protein
Cellular component (GO): GPI-anchor transamidase complex
Molecular function (GO): GPI-anchor transamidase activity
Source: RefSeq, a predicted model, not a curated record